ACAUUAAAUUUUUAAAAACACAAAUAUCCAAAAUGGCGUCUUUUCCACCGCUCCCACAGAUUGUAGGGAAGCAUGGUCCAGUCUUUGAAGCUUACUACAGACAGGCUGAUCCUAAUAACACUGGCAGCGUAGGAGCCCUAGAUGCUGCAAAUUUUAUGAAAAAAUCUGGAUUGAAAGACAAUGUGUUGUCACAAAUCUGGGACCUAUCAGACCCGAGCGGGAAAGGCUACUUGGAGAAACCAGGAUUUUUUGUCGCCUUGAAGCUGAUAUCCAUGGCCCAGAACGGACUUGAUCCUGCCAUCAACAAACUGACCUCUGAGACACCACAACCUAACUUGGGUCCAGUUGAAAUAGCACCAGAAGGCGAUGCAGCUGCUGGGGUACCAUGGCUUAUAGGGAGUACAGAGAAAUCCAAGUAUGAUCAAGUGUUUGACGGUCUCAAACCUGUAAACAACCUCCUGGCCGGGGACCGUGUGAGAGAGGUGCUGAUGAAGUCAAACCUGCCCGUGGACGUACUAGGCAGGAUCUGGGAACUCAGUGAUAUCGACAAGGAUGGAUACCUAGAUAGAGAUGAGUUUGCUCUGGCAAUGCAUUUGGUACACAAGGGCAUGGCGAAGGAGCCCGUUCCCAUGGCCUUGACCCCUGGGCUCAUACCCCCCUCUAAAAGGAAGGGUGGGGCCCCUCUAGCGGGGGCUGUGCCUGUACUGCCGAGCCACAUUGGGCCCGUUAUGGGUGGACAACCACCCACACAGAGGUCUGACUCCCCAGCCAUGAGGGGCCUGAGUGUCCCCUGGGUAGUAACUCCAGCAGACAAGCUGAACUACGACGCCAUGUUCCGCAAGGCUGACCUAGACAUGGAUGGAUAUGUCUCGGGACAGGAGAUCAGGGACAUAUUCCUUCAGAGCGGCCUGCAUAACAAUGUCCUUGCUCAUAUUUGGAGCCUGUGUGACAUGAAAGGGAUGGGGAAACUUACUUCAGAGCAGUUCGCCCUGGCCAUGCACCUGGUACAGCAGAAGAUGAAGGGCAUUGACCCGCCCCCCCAGUUGACCCCUGACCUCGUGCCCCCCAGCCUGAGGCCUGGGGCUGUACCACUGGACACGGCAACCUUUGGUGUUUCGGAUGGUGGUACCAGUGCGGGACCCUAUGGACAUGUGGCUGAUUUCUCUGCAAUCAAGGAGCUGGAUAACAUACAGAAAGAGAUUGACGACAUCAAACGGGAGAAGCUGAAGCUGGAGGCGGAGCAGCAGCAGCAGACGGCAGACAUCCGGCUGUGUCAAGUUGAGGUGCAGAUGUUGGAGAAGGAGCUGAACAACAUUACUGGCACCCUACACCAGCUCGAGUCACAAAAGAUAGAGGCCCAGAAAGUAUUAGAUGACCUUGAGGAUAGGAAAAUUAAUUUGGAAACCAGUGUACGAGAAAUAAAACAGAAAUGUGAAGAAGAACAGAGGCUGAUAAAUAACAUAAAAAGUCAAUUACAGAAUCAACAGAAGUCAGCAAUGGAACAAGACGAGGAGUUGAACAAAUUGCGCAUAGAGCUACAGAAGCUUCGAGAGGAGGAGAACACUCUGGAACAGAAAGUGGAGUCCGGGAAAACACAGCUGGAGCUGCUGACCAAGUCUCAGAAAGAUGUCACACUGCAGGUGAACCAGACCAAGACGCGUGUUCAGCACUUACAAGACCAGCAGCGGGCCAUAGCCCAGGGUAUCACAGAGUUCACAGUGGGGUCAUACACAGGGUCAGAGUUCAUGGGGCUCCCUAGUAACCUCUCCUCUGGGACCUUGGAGGAUCAGUCCAGUACCCGCGCAACAUUCAAUAAGAGGCAGCAUAUAUGGCAAUGGAACAUACAGCAAGGAAGUCCAGUAAGCAAUAUCAGUGACUUCAGCAUGGGGUCAGCAUUUGAUGAGGACCCCUUCAAAAACAAGGACCCCUUUGGUGGGGGUGGAAACCAGGCAGACCCUUUUGGGGCUGAAGACCCAUUCAAAGGGGAUCCCUUUAAAUCUGAAGGAUUUUCAUCAGAUCCUUUUGGAGCAGAGGACCCUUUUAAAGAAGCUUUUCCAACUAGUAGCACAGGAAAUAGCAAAGAAGAUCCAUUUGCCAGUUCAGAUCCUUUCGGAAGCGGAUCAUUUGCUUCAGUGGGUUCUAAGAAGCACAAUGAUGCUUUCGAUCCAUUUGGUAUCAGUUCAGGUUCUCCUGCUAAAUCUCAGACUGCUAGCGGAGACCUGUUCCGUAGUGACCCGUUUGCACCCUCCCCCAGUAGUAAUAAGGGCCGGUCAGAAUCCCCUCUGCCUGCUCUACCCCCAAAACAAAAGAAGGCCCCGCCCCCUCGGCCCGCCCCUCCUAAGGCAACACCCACUUCCAGCCCCUCCAAGCCCGGAAAGCCAGACCCAUUUGGGAGCUCCUUCCCGAGUGAUCCCUUUGGAGCCGCGGACCCUUUCUCGGGAUCGGUGAGUGCCCGUAGCGGUGAGGGGUUUGCAAACUUUGCCGAUUUCAGCCCCGGAAAGACAUCCAGCGCAUUCAGUGACGAAGAGUUAUCCUGGGCAUUUUCAUCAUCAUCAUCAUCCAUGGCAACGCCAACCAGUAAAAAAAACAAAUCUCCAGGUUCUAAAUCGUCUAGUCAAAAGAAAAAGACUUUAACCCGUAAGGAGCAGGAGGAAGCGGAUUUUCAGUAUGCGCUGAAGUUAAGUCGGGGAGAAAUAGACGAUAGUACUGCUUAACACUAUUUUGUUUUAGGACUUUAUUUUAAUGCAUAGAAUGUUCUUGUCAAUUGUUCAUCAUCUAAAAUGACCAAGUUUAUGUUAAGUGCAGUUAAGUUAACUUGCCUUCAGUGUAAGGUCUUUGAUAUGAUGUGCUGAAGGCAUAUGUUAGUCUCAAAUUCUGAAGGUCUUGUUUACACUUGAGGUCAAUUUCACAUAAGCCCGUAAUAUAAAUUCAUUACAGCUGAUAUCUUCCUUGUCUUUCAAGAUAGAUCCUCAAUCAUUUCUGAACUUAAAUGGAUUUGUUAAUUUAUGAACAAUUUUGGUGUACACAAGAAAGGAGUUUUUCUCUCAGUUUCCAAAAUAGGAAAUACACGAGUAAUAAAUAAUUGGUGGAUUGAAUGAAUAAAAUUUAAGGAAGCAGAGCCUUUGACAACAUGCUUAAUGUCUUUUUGCCAAUGUAUCAAACAUUUCUUUGAGAAUCAUUAUCUGCAAUAAUGAGGUAGAUUAAAGCAUUGUAUAGGUUUAGUACGAUUUAGAACAUUUAGAUUCAAAGGAAGGAAUGGAUGAAUUAAUAUUUUUUACUGGUGUUUGAAAUAAAAAGAGGGUCCAUCUGAGUAUAUGUUUACAGUUUUGUGGCAAUAAAAACAAUAACAUGACGAUUAUUAUAAAAGAAAAGUGCUAUGAUUAGUGAUGAUGAUGAUGAUGAUGAUGAUGAUGAUGAUGAUGAUGAUGAUGAUGAUGAUGAUGAUGAUGAUACUAACAUAGGUUAUUUACUCAUUAACAAGUAAAAUUAUAUAAAAACUUUCGUACACGCAAUAAUUUAUGUAAUUUUUAACAAAUGUAUUUUCACAAUAUAUUUAUUUAUGUUUUUGUAUGUCAUCAUCAUUUAUAUUAAAUGACAAAUGAACAUAAAGACUGGUUUACCUAAAAAUUCAUUGUAUUCAUUUGUUGAAUCUGUUACUUUAAACCAUAUAAUAGUGUUUAAGCUCAAAUAACUUUAUAAUGCUGACAAUGUUUAAUGUUUUUAUUUUUUCAUCAAAAACAUUGGCAUUGUGGAUACAUUUUUUGGUGAUAUUUCAUUGUCAUUUGUUCCAAUUUUUCAGUGCCAAAUAUACUUCAUGCACAUAUUCCAUAUAUGAAUUACGUAUUUGUGUGCAGUUUUCGAUUACAACAAUAUACUUUACAGAUAUACAACACAUAUUUUGCCUUUAAAUUAUUUACACUCUAAUUUAUUUCUACAUAUUAAUAGUAAGUCAACUACAGUUGUCACUACAAGAAACUACGUAAAUGCUGUACAAUAAAAUAACAAUACAAAUAUAUUUUGUUAUCAGAUUAUAGUAUGACAUACCAAUAUGCAUCUAGUAUUUGUCUGCUUAUUUCUACCUGUAAGCAUAGGUACCUAUCAUUUAAAAAUUAAGGCAUUGGUUAAAGCUAACCUUGGUUGAUGUUCUUAUGUUCCAAGCUACUGGAAACUGUAUGUUUUUUGCUACACUUGUCAUUGGCUUAAAGGCCAUGGUUAUGGUAUGUUGCAUGCUACACAUGUUAUUGACUUAAAGGUCAGGGUCAUACCUGGUAGUUGUGGGACAAAUAUUGCUAUGACACAGCUAUUUAUCAAGCAAUGUGAUACAAAUUCACAACAAGUGAUCUGCUUGUAGAGAUGACGUUUAACAUACAACAUCUGUGUCCCGAGCUUAAGGGUCAAGGUCAUACUUACCGGUCAAAUGUCUUUACAAACUGAAUUAUAAUGCAAUAUUUGUGUGUGCUGAUAAUGAAUGGUGAUAAGUUAAGAAUAUUUAGUCAUGAUAGUUAGUUAAGAAUACUCAAAGUCAUGAUGGUUAGUUAAGAAUAUUCAAAGUUAUAAUUGUAAUAAUGGUUAGUUAAGAAUAUUGAGAAAGUCAUACUCGCUAUUAAAAAUGUUGAAAAAGUCAUUAAUCUUUUAUUGAAUGUUGUUGUUCAAUGUUGGUCAUUUCCUUUCCAAUUGUACCCAAAUCAAACAGCUAGGAGCUAAUAAUAAUUACAAUAUUUAGGUAAAUGUUAAGGUUAAAAUAACUCCAACUGAUGGUAACUAGUAAUCAUUAUGCCUUUUUUAACCUGUAGAAAUACCUUGUGGCAAGACCUAUUUAGGUUUAGGGUGUAAGGGUAUUUUCCUGUUUAGUAUCUUAAACUUUAAAUUAUAUGUUAUUGUUAGGUUACAUAUUUGUAAACAUGUGUCUAUUUAUCAUUAUUAUAUUACUAUUGCAAAUAAACUGGAAAUUAUUUA
Dreissena polymorpha is the source of this 4956-nucleotide messenger RNA. RefSeq names its product epidermal growth factor receptor substrate 15-like 1. Gene Ontology annotation, cellular component: cytoplasm; clathrin coat of coated pit; plasma membrane. The transcript is spliced from 22 exons. Gene Ontology annotation, molecular function: cadherin binding; calcium ion binding. The coding region runs from base 33 to 2714 and encodes 893 amino acids. Lineage: Eukaryota; Metazoa; Mollusca; Bivalvia; Myida; Dreissenidae. Gene Ontology annotation, biological process: endosomal transport; endocytosis. The record is from RefSeq and is a predicted model, not a curated record.